CUGCGAGGAUUAUGUUUCGUUUUCAUUUCCCGGAAGGGUCGAAUGUGAAAAUCGUACAGCAUUUAUUUAAUAAGAUAACGUCUUUUAUUUUCAUUUAGAAUUGAGUUUGGCCUAGUUGAACCUUUAGAUUAUUUCAUGUAGUGGACGAACGGGACAUCUGCUUACGAGGAAACCAUGCUGUUUUUUUGCUCCAUCGAAUAAAGACAUUUCCAUGGCGAACACCUUCCCGUCACCUUCGAUCAAGGAAGAAAACGGAGCAAAUAAUCCAUCUGAAAUGCAAGGAAUUCAAGUCAACCUUCCUCCAAGUGUGAUUCACCCCCCACCUAAUCAGGUUCUUUUAGUCAGUUCUCCAACUCAGGAAGACCUGUGGCAGCUACCUGGACGCCUGAGAAUAAACCCAUCUCUGUGGGACAAGGAAGAUGUUGCCCACUGGCUCUAUUGGGCUCAGAAGGAGUACUCACUGCGAAAGCCAGAAAAGGGAUGUUUUGAAAUGAAUGGCAGAGCCUUGUGCCUCCUUACCAAAGAAGACUUCAGACGCCGCUGCCCCAGCUCAGGAGACGUUCUGUAUGAGAUCCUUCAGUGUGUGAAGCAGCCAAGGAGAAAUGUUGUCUGUGAGCCCCCUAAUACAUUGUCUUCUGUGGCAAGUGGGCACAUUCUGGUUGAAGCCAGUUGCCAGAUACCCUCUCACACUGUGCAAGAGCCACAGUCUUUGACAGUUAGUGGCCCACCAGUAUCACAUCCUGCCACCACUACAGUGUCUGCAGCUGUUGGAGCCACUGUGAGCAGCGCACCUGAGCCUGUGUCACCUCUAAGAGAUCGCCCCAUCAUUCACCCCUACACUGUUCCACUCACACAUAAUACUGUAUCUACACUUCCGCACAAACAAGGUCAGUGUCCUCCCCUAACAGAGAACUUCCUCCAGGAGCCUCUAAACCUGUCCAGUCGAGAGAAGCCAAGGAGUCCACUGCACAAAGCCAAUGGUCGCAUCCCAGAGUGCAGACUGCUGUGGGACUAUGUGUAUCAGCUGCUGUGCGAUGACCGCUACCAUGACUACAUUCGAUGGGAAGACACAGACCGCCUGGUGUUCAGGGUAGUUGACCCCAAUGGAUUGGCACGUCUGUGGGGAAACCACAAGAACCGGGACAACAUGACCUAUGAGAAAAUGUCCCGUGCCUUGCGUCACUACUACAAGCUCAACAUCAUCAAAAAAGAGCGAGGACAAAAACUCCUCUUCAGGUUUCUGAAACUCCCACAGGGCAUCAGGAAACAGCAGGCUGAUGCUGCUGGGUCCCCUGGGCGCACUCCACCUCAGGAUGGGGACUUUCAAGACAACAGCCCCGUACAUGAAUUCAUUGAGGAUCAUUUUGAGGUUUCACCCGAUCGGGCUUCUCCACAGUCUUCUUCAGCGGCUGCUGAAGUGAGAUAAACAAACAAACAAACAAAAAACAAAACAAAACAAAAAAACAAAUGGGGAUGAAAGUACAACAAUACUAAAACUCAUCUCAAUUGCAGCUGAUUUUUUUUCUGUCUUUGCUGUUAAUGACUAUAAAUGUGAUCUGGAUUAACACUAACAAGAAAACUUGUGGUACAAAAUAA
Molecule: messenger RNA, 1596 nt
Organism: Melanotaenia boesemani (Boeseman's rainbowfish)
Lineage: Eukaryota; Metazoa; Chordata; Actinopteri; Atheriniformes; Melanotaeniidae
Gene: etv7
Product: ETS variant transcription factor 7
Exons: 9
Coding region: 212-1426 (404 amino acids)
Biological process (GO): regulation of transcription by RNA polymerase II; cell differentiation
Cellular component (GO): nucleus
Molecular function (GO): sequence-specific DNA binding; DNA-binding transcription factor activity, RNA polymerase II-specific
Source: RefSeq, a predicted model, not a curated record